AUGGACCCUCAGGUGACGAGCAGUAAAUCACUGCUAACCGAGGACCCUCAGGUGAGAAGUUCUACAUUACUGUUAACAGAGGACCCUCAGUUGAGUAGUUCUACAUUACUGCUAAUCGUGGACCCUCAGGUGAGUAGUUCUACAACACUGCUAACCGUGGACCCCAAGUUGAGUAGUUCUGCAUUACUGCUAACUGAGGACCCUCAGGUGAGAAGUUCUACAUUACUGCUAACUGAGGAUCCUCAUGUGACUAGUAGUAAAUUAUUGCUAACAGAGGACCCUCAUGUCAGACGUUCUACAUCACUGCUAACCGUGAACCCUCAUGUGAGACGUUCUACAUCACUGCUAACCGAGGACCCUCAGUUAAGUAGUUAUACAUCCCUGCCAACAGAGCACGCUCAUUUCUCAUUACUGCCAACCGUGGACCCCCAGGUUACUAGUAGUACAUUACUGCUAACCGUGGACCCUCAUGUGACGAGUAGUACAUUACUGCUAACCGUGAACCCUCAUGUGAGACGUUCUACUUCACUGCUAGCCGUGGACCCUCAGUUAAGUAGUUCUACAUUACUGCCAACCGUGAACCGUCAUGUGACGAGUUGUACAUUACUGCUAACCGUGGACCCUCAGGUGACGGGCAGUACAUUACUGCCAACCGUGAACCCUCAUGUGACGAGUAGUACAUUACUGCUAACCGUGGACCCUCAGGUGAGUAGUUCUACAUCACUGCUUAUCGAGGACCGUCAGUUAAGUAGUUCUACAUUACUGCUUACCGUGGUCCCCCAGGUGAGACGUUUUACAUCACUGCCAACCGUGGACCCUCAGGUGAGACGUUUUACAUCACUGCUAACCGUGGACCCUCAUGUGACGAGUAGUACAUUACUGCCAAGCCUGAACCCUCAUGUGAGACGUUCUACAUCACUGCUAAUCGAGGACCCUCAGGUGAGACGUUCUACAUCACUGCUAACCGAGGACCCUCAGUUGACGAGCAGUAUAUUACUGCCAACCGUGGAUCCUCAGGUGACGGGCACUACAUUACUGCUAACCGUGAACCCUCAGGUGAGACGUUCUACAUCACUGCUAACCGAGGACCCUCAGGUGACGGGCAGUACAUUACUGAUAACCGUGGACCCUCAUGUGACGAGUAGUACAUUACUGCCAACCGUGAACCCUCAGGUGAGGCGUUCUACAUCACUGCUAACCGAGGACCCUCAGGUGACGAGCAUUACAUUACUGCCAACCGUGAACCCUCAGGUGACGAGUUCUACUUCACUGUUCACUGACUAUCUUUCAGAUCUUAGAGAGUCCAACAGCUACAGUGAUGCGCCGGUUUGAUAAAUACAAAAGAAAAAGUAUUUUCGUUUACAAACAUAAAAUUUAUUUCAACUAUGGAUUUCCAAUGACUGUCAUGCUAAUAACCCCUUUACAGCGUCCUAGAGUGUUUGCAAAAUAUUUCCAUAUCUGGUUUGAACAUGAAGCACCAUGAUGGUGCUUAGACUCUUUCAUUUUUCAAACCUCAUCUUUCCUUUUUCGUUUUCUCAACGGUCGUAAAUGAAUGAGAGGAAAUUGAGGGACUAGCUUCAAUUAUGAUCUAGAACAGCCCACAAGGAACACUAGUUAUGUCGCUUGCAGUGCUCAGUCGAAGACGAACAAAUGUUUUUGUCGCUUGAUAAACGCCGAAUACGGGCCACAGUUCCCGAGACUCGUCCACGUUAGUAAAGGUAUAUAUCUUUCUGUUCAUGUUUAUGUCAAACACAGUGAUAAUUCUGUCCACUCUGUUAAUGAAGAAUCCAAGUUUCAGGUACUUUUCUGUACCGGAAGUGGCGUCACUUAGACUUUCAUUAUGCAUUAUAUUGCCUCCAUUACUUUUGAAGAAGAGAGUGACUCCCUGUGUAACAGAACUGUGCGCAUUGAUAGACCACGCCUCCUUUUGUCGACCGACAUAGUGACUUUGAGCAAUCGCUUUUUCUGUUGCAAACGCAACCUCGAAAACAAGAUUUGUUGCACUUAAGUUUUUUUCUAUUUGGUAAUAGAUGUCAGUUUCAAAGUACAAUUUUUGUCGGUUUGUAAUUGCAGUUGACCCUUGUACC
This is a messenger RNA of Mizuhopecten yessoensis (Yesso scallop), 2087 nucleotides long. RefSeq names its product polycystic kidney disease protein 1-like 3. The transcript is spliced from 3 exons. The record is from RefSeq and is a predicted model, not a curated record. Lineage: Eukaryota; Metazoa; Mollusca; Bivalvia; Pectinida; Pectinidae. The coding region runs from base 1 to 1332 and encodes 443 amino acids.